Molecule: messenger RNA, 1109 nt
Organism: Monodelphis domestica (gray short-tailed opossum)
Lineage: Eukaryota; Metazoa; Chordata; Mammalia; Didelphimorphia; Didelphidae
Source: RefSeq, a predicted model, not a curated record
CUGAAGGUCGCUGCCAUGGCGGCGGUGCCGCCUCCUGGCCAGAAUGUGGCGUCCAGGCCACCGUGCUCAACACAGCCCAUCCAGAAGGAUCAAGAACGGGUGCCCGAAGUGUUGGCGGUGGCGACCCCUCUGGCCAUCUUCUACCAUGUGCGCUACGAGAACCUGGUGGGGGGCGUGAUUGGGGGUAUCCUCUCCAACCUGGUGCUGCACCCCAUGGACCUCGUGAAGAUCCGCUUCGCAGUGAGUGACGGCCUCAGAGUGAGGCCCAAGUACAGAGGCAUCGCCCACUGUCUGCACACUAUUUGGAAACAAGACGGCGUGCGAGGCCUCUAUCAAGGACUCACCCCAAACGUGUGGGGAGCCGGGUUAUCCUGGGGACUCUACUUUUGCUUCUAUAAUGCCAUUAAGUCGUACAAGUCAGAGGGAAGAACAGACCAGCUAAAGGCGCCUGAUUAUCUUUUCUCUGCUGCUCAAGCUGGUGCUAUGACACUGUGUUUCACAAACCCCUUGUGGGUGACCAAGACCCGGCUCAUGUUACAGUAUGACCACAGUCCUGAGAAGAGGAAGUAUGAUGGCAUGAUUGACACUUUGGUCAAGAUCUACAAAGCUGAUGGUGUGCGGGGGCUGUACAGGGGAUUUAUGCCUGGGCUGCUGGGAACAUCUCACGGAGCACUUCAGUUCAUGACAUAUGAAAUGUUGAAAAAAAGGUACAAUGAACACAUGGCUAGAAUGCAAGAGGCACAGCUGAGCACCAUCGAAUAUAUAUCAAUUGCAGCAAUUGCAAAAAUAUUUGCAGUGGCAGCCACGUACCCAUAUCAGGUAGUGAGAGCCCGACUUCAAGAUCAGCACAUCUAUUAUCAGGGUAUACGACAUGUAAUCAGAAGGACAUGGAAGAAAGAAGGCAUUCAAGGAUUUUACAAAGGAAUUGUCCCUAAUUUGAUUACAGUGACUCCAGCCUGUUGUAUUACUUUUGUAGUUUAUGAAAAUGUCUCCCAAUUUUUAUGUGACUUGAGAGAAGGCCCUUUAAAAUGAUAAUGCAAAAAUAUCCAUUAAAGAAGUAAUAUAUAGUGCUUGAAAUACAAAACAUGGAAGAAACAGUGAAUAGUAAC